CUGAAGCUCUGCUGUCGAAAGCCUCCUUGAGAAAAUGUGUUUGUGUGUCUAAUAGAUGGCGUUUUCCUCCUGUGGCAUGCAAUGCGAACACUGAGUGUCUAAACGGAGGAGUUUGUAUUGGAGGUGACUCUGGGGGCAACUGUACCUGCAAGCCAGGAUAUGCUGGAGACAGGUGUGAGACAGAAAUAGAUGAGUGUGAGUCCAGCCCUUGUCUCAACGGUGCCACCUGUCUGGACAGACUCAACCACUUCCAGUGUGUGUGUGUGUCAGGAUACACCGGCACGCUUUGCGAUAGCGAUAAAGAGGAACAAACAGAGCGAGUUCCAUGGUUGGCAGUGGCCAUCCCUUUGACCACUCUAUGUGUCUUACUGGCCAUCCUGGUGGUGUUUUUUCUCAUCAUGACAGCACGAAAGAAGCGUCAAUCAGAGGGCACAUACAGCCCCAGCUCACAGGAAGUAGCUGGGGCCAGACUGGAAAUGGGCAGCGUCCUCAAAGUGCCCCCAGAAGAGAGGCUUAUCUAAGGCUUGAAGCCUUUCCUCACAGACUUACAUCCAAAGGAUGCAUAU
This is a messenger RNA of Neolamprologus brichardi, 566 nucleotides long. NCBI's taxonomy places the organism in Eukaryota, Metazoa, Chordata, Actinopteri, Cichliformes, Cichlidae. The record is from RefSeq and is a predicted model, not a curated record.